CCCUCUCGUUUCAAGUGAAUAAAAAUGAACAUCAAAUUGUUACCAACAAUUAUAGCAGUUGUUCUCAACUUAAAAGUGUUUCAGGCAGCUGAGACUCCCUGCACUUUAAACGCGUGUGACGUCUUCGACAUGUUCACAAGAGGCAGUCGAACUAUCGACUCCCCUCCUCCAGUAGGAUCCUGCAAUCUGGACUUGCACUGGCGACAACUGGAUCGACGAUUACGGGCCAUUGAACAACCAACUUGGACUAUAAGCUUCGGCCAAUCUCGGUGGAGGCAAUGUGCGAAAAGUGCUUGUCGAUGCGAUUCUGCGCGACGGUCACUUAAUUGCUGGAGGGCAGGUUUCACAACGCUCACGCCAGAUCUGAUUGUUCCCGCUGACUUAGUUAAUAUUGACUUGGGCACUAAUAAACUGCGGACUUUGCACAAGACGACGUUUAAAGGAAUGCGGUCGCUCGCUGAACUAGACAUGUUCGACAACCAUGUGGAGUACCUGCCAGCUGGGAUAUUCGAUUCACUUGUCAAUCUGAGGAUCUUGAGGCUUCAAAGAAAUUACCUGGAAGAAAUUGAUAGUCAAGCAUUCAGAUCAACAAAGAAACUGUUCCACGUGGACCUCUCAAACAACUUUUUAUACUCUUUGCCAGAGAAAAUGUUCGCGAAUAAUUCAUUUUUAGAAACCAUCGAUAUUUCUAACAAUCACAUUGUGUAUAUGCCUUCAGACAGUUUCGUAGGUCUCGAUUCUCUACAAAUAUUAGAUUUGUCCAAAAAUAAAAUUCAACGAAUCGAAAACGGAACUUUUUCAUUGAAAACACUUCAGAUAUUAAAACUGUCGGACAAUAAAAUAUGUAAUAUAAGUGAAAAUGCCUUUGAGAGCCUCCAAGCUUUGGAAACUUUACUGUUGGAGCGAAAUAAGUUACAAAGCAUUCCUACUCGUCUGUUUCACAACGUGGAUUGUUUAACCUUCUUAGAUUUAUCCAGCAACAACUUAAUGAGUCUAACAGGUGUGGAAUUUGAAAAUCUCAAGCUUUUACGAACAUUGGAUUUGAAGGACAACGCUUUAACGGAACUUCCAGAUUACACAUUUUCCAAUAACACCAACCUGGAAAAAUUGGACUUGUCGAAGAAUAAAUUGAGAUUUUUAAACGUCACCACUUUCCUCGGGUUGGAAAAUCUCACCUCGCUCUUGUUGUCUGAAAAUAAGUUGUUCGAAGUUCACUUCAAAACGUUCUCGACGCUAAAAAAUCUCACUACCCUGCAUUUAGAUAACAACAUGUUCCCUUCACUGCCGUCGCGUACGUUGGACUACAUGCCCAAACUUGCGAUCGUAAAGCUAUCCGGUAACCCGUGGCACUGCGACUGCCAUGCAUUGUAUAUUUCAGCCUGGGUACGUUUAAAUGAGAUGAAAAUAUGGGACUACUCUCCGACCUGCGUGUCACCCUGGUACCUUGAGGGACAUUUUCUCAAAAAGCUAAAGUUCCCUGAACUUUGUGCUGGACAGUGGGCGAGUAUGGUGAAUCUAUCACCUCGGCUGCCGAUACAACAUCUGCUAGCAUUGAAUGUGUCAGUGAAUAGGAAACCUCAAGAUAGCAUGGAACAAAACCAUGACGUCACCACGAUUGAUACUUGGCACUAAACUCACUACAUCAUAUUUUACACGCAAAAUCUUUUUAUUGUACAUACGUACUCUUAUUUCUCUGAAUUGUCUUUUAAGGAUUCUCUGGUACCUAUUCUACAAGAAAGUAUUGUAUUUUUAAA
Messenger RNA from Spodoptera litura, 1754 nucleotides. RefSeq lists its product as uncharacterized. Gene Ontology annotation, cellular component: plasma membrane. The record is from RefSeq and is a predicted model, not a curated record. NCBI's taxonomy places the organism in Eukaryota, Metazoa, Arthropoda, Insecta, Lepidoptera, Noctuidae. Gene Ontology annotation, molecular function: protein binding.